This is a messenger RNA of Chlamydomonas reinhardtii, 957 nucleotides long. RefSeq lists its product as uncharacterized. The transcript has 2 exons. Lineage: Eukaryota; Viridiplantae; Chlorophyta; Chlorophyceae; Chlamydomonadales; Chlamydomonadaceae. The record is from RefSeq and is a predicted model, not a curated record. Bases 94 to 549 code for a protein of 151 amino acids.
CACCUUCACACAACUUGCUCGGGGCUGCUUUUUCCAGCGUUUUAGCACAGAGUUUCGCUAGCUUUCGACUGAACGGGCUCCACAGCGGCUAACAUGUCUGCAACCAUCUCCAGUGCCGCUGGUCCAUCACAAUCACUGGGGGCCGCGCCGGAUAUGGCGGAAUGGACGUGCAACGUGCCGUGGGAUGUGCUAGCUCUGGUGAACUCAGCGAACUCAAGAACUCUCAUCACGGAUGAUGCGCCCCUGCUGAUCAUCGAAAUAAACGACCAAGCCCUUGCCGCGCGGCAACAGGCUUUGCCAGGCGUUAACGUCACCAAGCCGGCUAUCGCGGCCAUCAUCAUGGCGCACCUGGCCGCGGAGCCGGACCUGAACGGUGGCCCCAGCCACCUCAUCUACAGGGGCACUUUCCGGCAGUACCAGCGCGCCAUCAACGCCCUGAACUCAACGCCCUGGGUACGCCGGGUUGCGGCGCUGCCGGACCUGGGCAAGGCCUGGGGCGCAGUGUCAGUCACGGAGGUCGCUGCGCUGGCCGGCCCCUUCAGCAUUUAACGGCGCCAGUCAACGACCUGCUGCGCGUGUCCCCGGUGCCCGGUGCAGACGACUUUGACGCAAUGCUGGCGCCUUGCGAGGAGGAAGACAUUGACGCGGAAGGACAUGAACAAUACUGUGCGCCAAUAACUGUGCACCUCCAAUCGAGCACCUUCAGCCAUUAUUAAUUGCUCUUGUGAGUGUUGCGACUGGGAGAAGUGUGAAGAAGGCAGACAGCGUUUUGGGGUAGCGUGCCAAGAUAGUCAUGCCAUGCGGACCUGCGAGCCUCAAAUCAUGCCCCUCCAGCCAUUACUGAUUGCUCUCUCAGGUCCGCAUGGCAUGACUAUCUCGGCAUGCUACCCCAAACGCUGUCUGCCUUCUUCACACUUCUCCCAGUGCGCGAGUGUGCUUGUGUAACGCUGCCAGAAG